Geodia barretti is the source of this 1890-nucleotide messenger RNA. NCBI's taxonomy places the organism in Eukaryota, Metazoa, Porifera, Demospongiae, Tetractinellida, Geodiidae. The record is from the annotation of a GenBank genome assembly.
GGGUGAGCUGACUAUUGAAGGGAGUUCACAGAACUUGAGAAUUUUUGCCUUGUGGUCUUGAAGACAUUAUUAUUAUUAUUUUUACAUGGUCAUUGAUCAGUAAUCUUGUCUGCUACAUACAGAGUGAGAGUUGACCAAUUAGUUGUGGUUUGCCUUGUGCCUUUCUCUUAUGGUAUAUAUUUGAGCCCCUAUAGCUAUCUGCUAAGCAGCCCCAAUAGCAAUGUCUCAGUGUGUAAAGCACUACGUGUAGACCGCAUGGUGUGGUGGGUUCAAAUCUCAUACAGGGCUGCUAUUUCUUCAAGAGUUGUCUUUGGUUUUUUUUACCAUGUGACACCUUCUAGCCGCUCUUAACACCCUCUAUAGUGCAUCUUCUGCAGAGUACCAUGCCCGUCCAACCUCUUAGUGAUAAGCCUUUGGACGCCAUGAGUACAUAGCUCCUUGAACAAGCAGAAAAUUGUGUCUAAGUAUUAGCGCCUAGUAUUUAAACUGCCAUAUUAUUAAUUCUUAUGGAUAUCAUAUAGACAUGUUCAUAAUGUGUAACCAUGGCUGGUUACGUGUUCAUCUUUCAGGUGUGGUUUUUUGGUCAUAUCUUCUAUGGUGCAAACAGCAUUGACGUGUUUAUUAUUCCUCCAAAUAUUGAUAAUGUUGGAGGAGCUGUCUGGUUUCGGAAAAGCACCUCUCAAAACACAAAGGAGAGAGCAUUGACUGACAUACAACGUGUGUAUCCCUCUGUGUCAUACAUUGACCAGAUUUUGAUUGCCACAUGGGAUCAUCUUCACCUUUUGUCCCAAAACUAUCAGACCAACACAUUCCAGGCUGUAAUAGCAACUUCUGGAAAUGAAACUUACAUAAUGUAUCUCUACGCUGAUGGUCUCAUGCAAUGGAUAAGUCAAAAUGGUGGUAUUAAUGAUUAUGGUGGUAUUUCUACUGCAAAUGUAGGUUAUAGUUCGGAAACCUUCGAGCUUCCCGGUUCUGAAACCUGCAGCAUUAUUCAUAUUACUUCAAGAUCUAAUGUCGGUAUUCCAGGAAUGUUUGUGUUUGAUCUGGACGGAACACACCCAGUUUUUGUCUCAGAAUGUGAAGAGGGAGAUGUUCGUCUAGUUGACAGCAACAUGAACACCAAUGCUAGUGGUAGAGUGGAGAUGUGUCUGGGUAGUGAGUGGAGGGUAGUGGGAGAUGAGACCUGGGGAGUGGAGGAGGCUACUGUUGUCUGCAGACAGUUGGGACUACCAACUGAUGUGGUAGUGGUAGGAUGGAAUCUAAAGAGUGCAGGUGUUCCAAUAAGCUGCACUGGCAAUGAGUCUUCACUGAUGGAUUGCAGUAGUGAGCCUGGUAAACGGGGUCGUUCUUUUAUGCCACUGAGAUGCAGUGGAGGGGCCACAACAUCCACCUGCUUGGCUACUGACGACUGUGGGGAUUUCCUAGGACAAGACUCUCCAACAUUCCAGCUGUUUGCUUUAACAGAUAUGGAAGUUGUGUUCCAUUCUCACCCUAUCUGUUGGGAAGUGGUGGUAUUCCUUGUGAUAGUGUCUAUGAGAGUGGAACUGACUAUGUGUACCUCAAGAAUAGUAGCGAGUCCUUCCAACCACUCAAUGUACUUGGGGAGAUUGAACAACAGCUAGAUGACGUAUUCCCCAAUCACGACUGUACACUCUCAACUGUAAGAAUGAUAUGUCACUACUACCUGCCUCCCUGUGGAAACUAUAUUCAUUUUGAGCCACCGACCUCAGUCUGCUCUGAUGCCUGUUAUCUACAAAUUGAGAGUAAUCCUCUGAACUGCUCAUUAUCUGAAUCAAUUUUGAAUCCUAUCCCUCAUACAUCUUGCUCUAAUCUCGGAGUGUAUACAAGUAAGUUUAGUAUACUAUACUAAACCUACACUGGCUUCAUCCC